GCAACUAUGGAAAACAUACCUAGCUUAUCUCAAAAUCCCCCCGCUCUCUCUAUCUCUCUCAAUGGAGUUAGUGGCAAGAGGAAUAACCUUCCCUGCUGGACUGAUGGUCAUCUUGAUUGCUGCUCUACUCCUACUCCCUCAAACUUUCAGCUUCAGGAUGCUUGGUCAUGACCACUGUGCUCCUAUAACCUGCGCCAAUCACAGCAUAAGAUUUCCAUUUCGACUAAAAGGCGAACCCACAAAUUGCAGUCGCAAACAUUAUGAGGUCUCAUGUGAGAACAACCAUACAUUGCUGUUCUACUCUGAUCUUGGUGGAAAAUACUACGUGCAGCAAAUCAAUUACCAUAAGAAAACGAUCCGACUGGUAGACUCUGGCAUUCAGGAGGCCAAUUAUUCCUUCAUCCCUCGUUUUAUUAUAAACUAUAGCAAUUUGAGUUGGCUGCAGGGCCAUAUGUACGAUGCAUUGCAUGGUACUACUACAAAUGGCGUGGCUAUUGUGAACUGUGAAAAGCCAGUCAUGAGUUCUUCUACUUCCUAUUUGUAUUUGGAAACGUCUUCUUCAACAUGCUCUAAUAAUAACAAUAACAAUGGAUCUGCGUCUUUUUCUGACUCCUCUUUAUCAAUAUCCCAAUAUUCCAAAAGCUAUAGAUAUGUCAAAGUUGGCACAACGGAAGCGGGGGAUGUGGAGGAUUCCUGCAAAAUAGAGCGAAUGUUUCUGACAUCAUGGCCAGGGCCAAAUGCUCAUGACACCAUUAAUAUUUCCUGUGCAGACCUCCGCAAUGUAUUCUUAUCUGGUUUUGAGCUUGGAUGGUACUCCAAUAUUUACGAAGAAGAUAUUGAUCCAUUUUAUUUUCUAUAUUCUGUAACGGGUCUUCUCUUCGCAGAGAUCUUCGGUCUUUGGCAUGUAGCCCUAACUGUAUUAGGCACUCCAUUUGUUGUUGUGUUUUUGAUAUAUAAAUGGCGAAGGAGGCAUUUGUCAAUGUAUGAUGCCAUUGAAGAAUUUCUUCAAAACCACAAUAACUUUAUGACAAUAAAGUACUCUUUCUCGGAAAUUAAGAAGAUGACAAAAAACUUCAAGGAAAAAUUGGGUGAAGGAGGCUAUGGCACAGUAUUCAAAGGAACUCUUCGAAGCGGACAUCAUGUAGCUGUAAAAAUGCUAGGCAAGUCCAAAGCAAACGGACAAGAAUUUACCAAUGAAGUAGCAACCAUUGGAAGGAUUUAUCAUGUUAAUGUAGUUCAACUAAUUGGCUUUUGCAUUCAUGGAUCAAAGCGUGCUCUUGUAUAUGAGUUCAUGCCACAUGGGUCUCUAAACAAACACAUUUUUUCCUUAAAAGGAAGUAUCCUCCUAAGCUGUGAGAAAACAUAUAAUAUUGCUAUAGGGGUGGCUCGUGGAAUUGAAUAUUUACAUCGAGGAUGUGACAUGCAAAUUCUGCAUUUCGACAUCAAACCUCACAACAUCCUUCUUGAUGAGAAUUUUAUCCCUAAGGUUUCUGACUUUGGCUUAGCAAAAUUGUCCCCGAUAGAAAACAAUACUAUUUCUUUGACUGCUGCAAGAGGGACAUUGGGAUACAUGGCUCCUGAGUUGUUCUACAAAAACAUUGGAGGUAUUUCAUACAAGGCAGAUGUCUAUAGUUUUGGAAUGCUUCUGAUGGAAAUGGUGGGCAAAAGAAAGAACUUGAAUACUUUUGCAGAACAUUCAAGCCAGAUUUACUUUCCAUCCUGGGUGUAUGAUCAAUUCAACAAUGAAAAAGACAUUGAAAUGGGAUAUGCCACAGAAGAAGAAAAGGAAAUGACCAUGAAGAUGAUGAUUGUUGCUUUAUGGUGUAUACAGACAAACCCUAGUAACCGUCCUUCAAUGAACAAAGUUGUAGAAAUGCUCGAAGGAAAAGUUGAACACUUACAAAUUCCUCCCAAGCCUCCCCUCUCAUCACCAGAGAGAGUGACAAAAGAUUGUGAAGAUAAUUCAAGCCAAACUUGGACAUCAACGCAAUAAGGUGAAAGAACUUAGUAAGGGAAAAGCUAGCACCCGGGUUUGAUAGGGAAAACAAUCUUCUCACGUUUGGUUGUGUAAAAGAUAUUUCAUAUUUAUAUAGAACGUUUACUGUUAUGAUUUUUCUCACCCUUAACGGUCAGUAAAUUAACUUUCAAUUUGUGAA
Carya illinoinensis is the source of this 2156-nucleotide messenger RNA. Its product is annotated as rust resistance kinase Lr10-like. NCBI's taxonomy places the organism in Eukaryota, Viridiplantae, Streptophyta, Magnoliopsida, Fagales, Juglandaceae. The record is from RefSeq and is a predicted model, not a curated record. Gene Ontology annotation, molecular function: polysaccharide binding; protein kinase activity; ATP binding. The transcript is spliced from 3 exons. The coding region runs from base 62 to 1993 and encodes 643 amino acids. Gene Ontology annotation, biological process: protein phosphorylation.